CCUUGCCGGAGGCUGUGAGCCCUGAGCACACUCGCUCGCCUGCUCGGCGCACGGAGGAACCUGUCCUCGAGCCGCGCCAGCCGAGCCAGCCGGGCGCCGUGCUCGGUCCGCUCGCCGCGCCGGAGAGAGCUGCCCGAGACAGAGCCAGCCCGCCGGCGCCGAGCUGCCGAGCGCACGGCCCAGGAGCCCCUGAGUGCGGCGCGGCGAGCCCCCGGCGGCGGCAGAAGGACCCGAGCGCCAGGAGAGGGCGGACGGGGGACAAGGAGGCUCCCGACCGCGACGAGGAGAGUCUCGGAGGAGAAGGCGGCGUGAGGGACACCGGGGCCUCCAGCGGCCGCAGCCGAGUCGGGGCGAGCAGCCCACACGGGGAGCCCCAGCGGCCGGCCGCGGCCAGGGGAGGGGGCGCCGGCGGUUCCCGCACUAGAGAGCAGAGGGCGAGAGCGCGCGACCCGCCAGCGGCCCGCCGCGGCCGCCGCGCCGCCCUCCCCCGCGCUGUCAGCCCCGCGGGGCGCAGCCGCCGCCGCAGCAUCUUCUGCCCCUGCGCCCCCGCCAGCUCCGAGGAAGUCCCCGCUGAGGACUGGGGCCCCCGGGAGCGCAAGAGGAAAGACCAGAGACUACCCUAAAUCACCCAGAUGCGAAGGAUUGAAGCAGCCUAGCCAAAGCUUUCUGUGGAUUAAAAAAAUACGAUUUUUUUUUUGUUGUUGUUGGCAGAAGAAAAGGAGAGGAAGACCAGCGGGGCUCUGCAAGGAAAAAAGGGGGAUGUAACUCGUGGAUACGUUUUUUCCACCCCUCAAACGUCUAGUUCUACUUUGUAAACAUUUUCUUUUUUUAAACCCCAGGUCCAGCCGGACGCCCCCAGGCCUCCGGGGUGCGAGGAGGUGGUGUUUUUCAUUUUGGGCUUUGCAUGUUUGGUUCUUAGAUUUUGAGAGAGCUUCCUUAUUUCGCCAGACAUCUCAUGCGGGGUGAAGUCCACUCAGCCCCCUCCCCCGAGUCUUCGUGUGUACGGAAUUCAAGGCGAUCCGGUUACUAAGGAUAUAGAGGAAAAAAAUAAAUCGCGUGCCUGCUUUUUUUUUUUUAAUUGCCAGUUUCUCCCCACCCCCAAAUUAAGUUGCUUAGCAAGGGGGAAAGAGGCUUUUUCCUCCCUCCAGCAGCCCAGCCGAACGCCUUUCGUUUUUUGCCCUCGCGGAUCUUCCAUGUAGGCAGCCGAGGCUGGCGAGCCCGACACUCGGGAGCCGCUGCGGGGGGGCCUCUUUUUGGGGAGGCGCCGACCGGGGUAGGCUUCGCCGCCCCCAGGGAAGCGGCGGCCGCGUUCCUCCGGGGUGCGCCGGGGCCCGAGAGCGGCGCACGGCGCGGGCCGCGAGGGGUGGGGCAGCCGGAGCGCAGGCCCCCGAGCCCCGGCGGGCGCCCCCGGGCCCCCGCGCGCGCCCCGGCCUCCGGGAGACUGGCGCAUGCCACGGAGCGCCCCUCGGGCCGCCGCCGCUCCUGCCAGGGCCCCUGCUGCUGCUGCUGUCGCCUGCGCCUGCUGCCCCAACUCGGCACCCGACUUCUUCAUGGUGUGCGGAGGUCAUGUUCGCUCCUUAGCCGGCAAACGACUUUUCUCCUCGCCUCCUCGCCCCGCAUGUUCAGGACCAAACGAUCUGCGCUCGUCCGGCGUCUCUGGAGGAGCCGUGCGCCCGGCGGCGAGGACGAGGAGGAGGGCGCGGGGGGAGGCGGAGGAGGAGGCGACCUGCGGGGAGAAGGGGCGACGGACGGCCGGGCGCAUGGGGCCGGUGGCGGCGGCGCAGGCCGGGCUGGCUGCUGCCUGGGCAAGGCGGUGCGAGGUGCCAAAGGUCACCACCAUCCUCACCCCCCAGCCGCGGGCUCCGGCGCGGCCGGGGGCGCCGAGGCGGAUCUGAAGGCGCUCACGCACUCGGUGCUGAAGAAACUGAAGGAACGGCAGCUGGAGCUGCUGCUCCAGGCUGUGGAGUCCCGCGGCGGUACGCGCACCGCGUGCCUCUUGCUGCCUGGCCGCCUGGACUGCAGGCUGGGCCUGGGGGCGCCCUCCGGCUCGCAGCCCGCGCAGCCGCCCUCGUCCUAUUCGCUCCCCCUCCUGCUGUGCAAAGUGUUCAGGUGGCCGGAUCUCAGGCAUUCCUCGGAAGUCAAGAGGCUGUGUUGCUGUGAAUCUUACGGGAAGAUCAACCCCGAGCUGGUGUGCUGCAACCCCCAUCACCUUAGCCGACUCUGCGAACUAGAGUCUCCCCCUCCUCCUUACUCCAGAUACCCGAUGGAUUUUCUCAAACCAACUGCAGACUGUCCAGAUGCUGUGCCUUCCUCCGCUGAAACAGGGGGAACGAAUUAUCUGGCCCCUGGGGGGCUUUCAGAUUCCCAACUUCUUCUGGAGCCUGGGGAUCGGUCACACUGGUGCGUGGUGGCAUACUGGGAGGAGAAGACGAGAGUGGGGAGGCUCUACUGUGUCCAGGAGCCCUCCCUGGAUAUCUUUUAUGAUCUACCUCAGGGGAAUGGCUUUUGCCUCGGACAGCUCAAUUCGGACAACAAGAGUCAGCUGGUGCAGAAAGUGCGGAGCAAGAUCGGCUGUGGCAUCCAGCUCACGCGGGAAGUGGAUGGCGUGUGGGUGUAUAACCGCAGCAGUUAUCCCAUCUUCAUCAAGUCAGCCACACUGGACAACCCGGACUCCAGGACGCUGUUGGUACACAAAGUGUUCCCCGGUUUCUCCAUCAAGGCUUUUGACUACGAGAAAGCGUACAGCCUGCAGCGGCCCAACGACCACGAGUUCAUGCAGCAGCCGUGGACUGGCUUCACCGUGCAGAUCAGCUUCGUGAAGGGCUGGGGCCAGUGCUACACCCGCCAGUUCAUCAGCAGCUGCCCGUGCUGGCUGGAGGUCAUCUUCAACAGCCGGUAGCCACGUGGGGAGAGGACAGCGGGAGCCUAGCGGGCCCGGUCCAAACUACUUUGCUGCUAAUAGUUUCCUCCUGAGUGCUUGCUUUUCAUGCAAACUCUUUGGUCGUUUUUUUUUUUUUUUCUUUCUUUUUUCUCCCCUCCUUCCCCUCGUUCUUGUUUAUGUUCUGUUUUGUUCUUUGAGAAAUAGCUUAUGAAAAGAAUUGUCGGGGUUUUGGCAGGGGCGGGUGGUAUGGUUGGCAGAACACCGAGGCGUGAAAAGGGGAAGCAAAAAUCAGUACCACCGAACACACUGUAAAUGGGGGGGCAGGCCUCGACUUCGGGGUCCUCGUUGCCCUCGUCAGGGUGUACGAGAGAGAGAGAGAGUGUGUGUGUGUGUACGCAGAUGGGGGAAGCGGUGUGCUCUGUUGUGUUUCCUACGGAUGUUGACCGCUGAGAGGUUUGCACUCCCAAGCUGUGUCCCUCGUGCUCCUUGGACUUGCACAGUGGGGCAGCGGGUGUCCCAGCAGUGGCCAGCAGCAAGGCUCUGUCCCCCAGCCUGGGGAAGCCCCCAUCCCACCUCUCCCCUUCUAGGACAUUGGCCUGUCCGCAGGCUUCUUAGAAGCCACCCUGCCAGUUUUUCCAUGCUGUCUCACUCCCUUCCGGCCACCCUGCUGCCGUUGUCGUGUCUUUCCUUUUUGGCCAUCUGCUCCUGGAUACCUCUGAGAUGGGCUUCCCGAGGGCUGCCGGGGCAGCCCCGUCACAGUAUUGCUCACCCAGUGCCCUCUCAGGCCCCUCCGCCUCUCCCCUGCCCUGGUUACAUCAGGUUUUUCCUGGACUCAGAAAACCAGCUCAGCACUUUCCUCCCCUCUGCAGCCUGUGUGUUGAGCUCUGCUGUUAGACCAGCGAGGGGAGCCGCCCCACUCCCCACCAAGAAGGAUUCGGUCCAUCUUAACCCAAGGUACCAUCCUGAGCUGACACCUAACUCUUCCGUUUCUUCUACAACUCAUACACUCGUAUGAUACGUUGACACUGCUCUUAGCUCAAUGAGCAUGUUUAGACUUUAACAUAAGCUAUUUUUCUAACUACAAAGGUUUAAAUGAACAAGAGAAGCAUUCUCAUUGGAAAUUUAGCAUUGUAGUGCUUUGAGAGAAAAAGGACUCCUGAAAAAAAAACCCUGAGAUUUAUUAAAGAAAAAAUGUAUUUUAUGUUAUAUAUAAAUAUAUUAUUACUUGUAAAUAUAAAGACGUUUUAUAAGCAUCAUUAUUUAUGUAUUGUGCAAUGUGUAUAAACAAAAAUAAAGAAAAGAUGCACUUUGCUUUAAUAUAAAUGCAAAUAACAAAUGCCAAAUUAAAAAAAAGAUAAACACAAGAUUGGUGUUUUUUUCUAUGGGUGUUAUCACCUAGCUGAAUGUUUUUCUAAAGGAGUUUAUGUUCCAUUAAACAAUUUUUAAAAUGUAUACUUGA
Messenger RNA from Orcinus orca (killer whale), 4340 nucleotides. It is a transcript of the gene SMAD7, whose product is annotated as SMAD family member 7. The record is from RefSeq and is a predicted model, not a curated record. Gene Ontology annotation, cellular component: heteromeric SMAD protein complex. Gene Ontology annotation, molecular function: I-SMAD binding; transcription regulator inhibitor activity. Gene Ontology annotation, biological process: cell differentiation; anatomical structure morphogenesis; SMAD protein signal transduction. Bases 1619 to 2899 code for a protein of 426 amino acids. The transcript has 4 exons. Lineage: Eukaryota; Metazoa; Chordata; Mammalia; Artiodactyla; Delphinidae.